This is a messenger RNA of Strongylus vulgaris, 186 nucleotides long. NCBI's taxonomy places the organism in Eukaryota, Metazoa, Nematoda, Chromadorea, Rhabditida, Strongylidae. The record is from the annotation of a GenBank genome assembly.
CCUCCAAAAUGCGCUUUCACCAAGGAGGAGAUUCUCAACAGGUAUUUGUCGAAGCCCAAAGUAGAUGCUAUAGAAGACACUAUAAUGGCAGGAUACUACUUAUCCACUGUGAUGAACGAUCAGAUGGAGGAGCCGAGCGAAAAGCCAGUAUUGCGCCAUUUUCUCAUGGGAAUCUCAUAUAGGUGA